GGAAGAUGAACACCUUCCUGUCGUCAUUUCCGUUUAUUCGGGAAUGCCGUUUUGUUGAGAACACUGUCCGCUCUAAACGCUUAAAUGGCGCAUCAAAUUGGGUUAGAAACUCACUGCGGAAAUAGAACAGACGUCUAGAGAGUGGCAAAUUGAUAUCUGAAGCUUGUUCGCAAACUACUAUGUUCAAAAAGAUGACUGAAUUUGGUCCAGAUUCCGGGGGGCGCGUUAAGGGAGUGACUAUAGUGAAGCCCAUUGUGUUUGGGAAUGUUGCCCGUUACUUUGGGAAGAAGAGAGAGGAGGACGGACAUACACACCAGUGGUCUGUUUAUGUGAAACCCUACAGAAAUGAGGAUAUGUCUGCUUAUGUCAAGAAGAUCCAGUUCAAGUUACAUGAGAGCUACGUUAACCCACUGAGAGUGGUCACAAAGCCUCCGUAUGAGAUUACAGAGACAGGAUGGGGAGAGUUUGAAAUCAUCAUCAAGAUCUUUUUCAUUGACCCUAAUGAGAGACCUGUUACUCUGUACCAUCUGCUAAAGCUGUUCCAGUCAGAUUCCAGCGCAAUGCCCAAGAAAACGGUUGUCUCUGAGUUCUAUGAUGAAAUGAUUUUUCAAGAUCCGACAGCCAUGAUGCAACAGCUGCUGACCACAUCCAGACAACUCACCCUCGGAGCCUAUAAGCAUGAGACUGAGUUUGGGGAACUGGAGCAGAGGACGAAGGAGAAAUUGGAAGUAGCAAAGAAGAGAACGAGUCAAGAAAUCACAGAGCUGAAAGAUAGGCUGAAAGCCAGCAGGGAAAACAUAAACCACCUGAAGGCAGAGAUCCGGAAGCUGGAGGAGGAAGGGGAUCAUAAAGAACACUGAAAGGUGUUUAAAAACAGACAUGGGUGGUUUGUAUCAGUCCUUUUUUUCAAGGUGUAGAUUUCUCCCUCUUUCUCGGUUUUUCUCUGUGCCCCUAUUCACAUCUGGGGGACAGACAUUACUCUGCUUGAAAAAAAAAAAAAACAACCCUUCAGCUUCACAGUUCAAAUACAAUCUUAAAACAUCUGGACAUUGAUUGUGGUUUGUCAUCUCUGGAAUAAAAACUUGGUCUUUUCUUGCAAACAUAUUGCUGGAUCAGUCAGUGUGAGACAGAAAGGACCCAAGAGCACACAUUUGUAUAUGUUGUUUUUUUUUUGUUUUUUUUUUUACACUUUAAGUUUGCCUGUUCAUUUUUUAUUGACUGUUUUUAUAUAAAGUAAUUGUGCUAACUACAAGACAUGUUUUUUUCUGUUUUAAUAUUGGGAAAAUUCAAGUUGAAUCAGGUGAAAAUUUGACCUAUUUAAUCUGCUUAAGGCUACAGAGCUGGGCCAGACUGUUUUAAAUCAGUAUUUAGGAGAAAUGCUAAUUUGUAAAUUAGAAAAUACAUUGUGCAAAAAGGUGUUUCAUAGUGUUUUUAAAAAAUGCAUUAAACAAAUGGGACCUUCCCA
Messenger RNA from Girardinichthys multiradiatus, 1465 nucleotides. It is a transcript of the gene yeats4, whose product is annotated as YEATS domain containing 4. The transcript is spliced from 7 exons. NCBI's taxonomy places the organism in Eukaryota, Metazoa, Chordata, Actinopteri, Cyprinodontiformes, Goodeidae. Gene Ontology annotation, biological process: regulation of DNA-templated transcription. The coding region runs from base 180 to 860 and encodes 226 amino acids. The record is from RefSeq and is a predicted model, not a curated record.